AUGCUUUCAUUACUCUCUUUAAUAAUUGCAUCAGGCACAGUUCUUCGGGCUGAUACUGAGCAGUGGGAGCCGGUUACAUAUCCCGAUCCACGAACAAAUGCAACCGAAUGCAAUGUGCCGUAUGAGGGAACACUGUGUGAUCCUGAUCAUAUAUUGACCGACACAUGGCGGCAGACAAUAUUGGAUAAUGUUUCUCAACAUAUGGCAAAACUUGAAGAUGCCAAAAUUUUAUAUAACGAAGAAGCCAGUCCAGAAUGUUACUCAAAUACUACCGAGCCUGUACAAAUUUUUAUUAUUCUUGCCAAACGUAUUCAUACUGCAAGUAAUCAAAGUAUCACCAGCAACGAUCUCACCCAAUUUGGACAUGGCCUACGUGAAGCCUUCGGCCUCGAUACGAUGUCGUGCAAAAAUUAUGUCCUCGUCCUAGGUGUUGAACUUGCGAAAGAGAUAUACCUUUGGACUGGUUCGGAUUUAGCAAUCCCAAAAGAGCAGCUGGACAAUUCCCUAGCUCAAUAUAAAAACUUAUUCACUGAGAGAAAUUAUAUGGAGGGACUCAACAAGAUUGUUGAUGAAAUCAGCUCACUUCUUCUUGACCCAUUCAAGGAACUAUCAACUACAACAAUUGCGGAGGAGACAACAGAAAACGUUGCUGCAACUACUUCGGAAACUUCAACUGCUUCCGAACAUACUGAAAGUGCAAUACCGAGCUGGGUAUAUGUCGUUAUUGUCAUUUGCGUUUGCACAACAUUUGCAGUCCUAAUUAUCUUCACAUUUUUCUUCAUCAAGUUCUUUAGAAACCGCAAAGGAACAACGCAAAUUUUCCCCAAAGCUCAGCAAAAUAAAUCCACAUCAAUAGUAGUUCAAAGAAACGAUGAUAACAAUCAAUUGCCCAUGAGUCAUGAGGUGAUUCAGCGAAAAUCUAGCAUUGACUCUGAAAACUCCCAUCACCCACGCAGUGAACAUGGUGAUAGUAUUGCAGACAAUAGCUCUAUUUCAAGUAUUGACCAGAAAAUUGAAGACGAGUAUUAUUGCCAAGAACCCGCUCAAAAAGUUGAAAUUUCUGACAAACGUCUAUCCACAGACAAUAUCAUUGCUCGACGAAACAGUGAUAUAAUAGAAACUCCAAGCACUUUGGAUAACCAGUUUUCAUCCCUGUAA
Messenger RNA from Caenorhabditis bovis, 1158 nucleotides. Lineage: Eukaryota; Metazoa; Nematoda; Chromadorea; Rhabditida; Rhabditidae. The record is from the annotation of a GenBank genome assembly.